AUGCAAACAUUAUUUUGUUUUCAAGAAACCCUAGAAGUGGUUACUAAUGGCAUCCAUGAGCUUGCUCAAAAUGAAAAUGAUGCUCAGAGAGUUACUCACAAGGAUGUGAAGAAGAAAGAUUGCAAGGUUAUGUUUUGUAUUCAAUCUGCAAUAGAUGUGGCGAGUUUUGAUCGGAUUUCUCAUGUUAAAUCGGUAAAGGAGGCAUGGGAUAUUCUUGUUAAGUAUUAUGAAGGCGGUGAGAAGAUUAAAGGUGUCAAGUUACAUGCACUACGAAGGCAUUAUGAUUUAUUGCAAAUGGGAGAAGAUGAAAAGAUUACAGGCUAUGUCUCGAAGGUGCAGAAUAUAGUUCAUCUCAUGAAAGAUUGUGGUGAAACCCUAACUGAUAAGAUGAUAAUUGAGAAGGUAAUGCGUAUGUUGACCUCUCACUUUGAUCAUGUUAUUGCAACUAUUCAAGAAUCCAAAAAUCUUGAACCCCUAAAAGUGGAAGAUUUGGUUGGUUCAUUAGAAACAAAUGAGUUACGGAUUGUCGAGAGGAAAAGGGUUCGAGAUUCGAUACAAGCACUGCAGGCGCAAACAUGUUGGUACAAGAAACACAAGGGAGCAACAAAAGGCAAGAAUAAAGGAGCAAAUCUUGCACAUCAAGAUUCAGAUGAUUAUGAAGAUAUGGUGGUUAUGGUUGCAAUUGUAGAUGAGCACGUUGACUCCAAGAUCUUGUUUCUUGAUGCAGGUUGCUCAAAUCACAUAAUUGGUAGAAAAGUGUGGCUAGAAGAUUUCGAUGAGUCGAAGAAGAGCAAGGUCAAAGUUGCAGAUAAUAACUCGAUGCAAGCAGAAGGUACUAGUAACACAAUUAUUCAAAGGAGCAACGAAGCAAAAGCUAUGAUCAAAGAUGUAUUUUAUGCACCUGGAGUGAAGUGUAAUUUGUUAAGUGUUGGACAACUGGUCAAAUUUUUUUCAAUGGUUAUGAAAGACGGAGCUUUGGAACUAUUCGACACUCAAAACAGUUUGGUCUUAAAGCCUCCUUUGUCGAAGAAUAGGACAUUUAAGACCAUGAUCAGUUCGACUAAGGUCACUCAAUCAACUGAUUUCUCAAGAUAUGGUAACCGGUAUACCAAGUCUUGUGAUGCCCGAUAA
This is a messenger RNA of Lathyrus oleraceus (garden pea), 1131 nucleotides long. RefSeq lists its product as uncharacterized. NCBI's taxonomy places the organism in Eukaryota, Viridiplantae, Streptophyta, Magnoliopsida, Fabales, Fabaceae. The record is from RefSeq and is a predicted model, not a curated record. The transcript is spliced from 3 exons. Bases 1 to 1131 code for a protein of 376 amino acids.